Molecule: messenger RNA, 2059 nt
Organism: Hevea brasiliensis (rubber tree)
Lineage: Eukaryota; Viridiplantae; Streptophyta; Magnoliopsida; Malpighiales; Euphorbiaceae
Product: homeobox-leucine zipper protein PROTODERMAL FACTOR 2-like
Exons: 8
Coding region: 53-1855 (600 amino acids)
Molecular function (GO): lipid binding
Source: RefSeq, a predicted model, not a curated record
UUUAAAUUUUAUUAUUAGUAUUGUGGAGGGGCUUGCUGACCAUGGUGAAGAAAUGGAUAUUAGAGAGGAAUUAGGGUUAGAACCUGUAAUAAAUCCACAGUUUGGUCAUAUGAUGCAAAACAGCGAAGAUGUUCCCUUCUCUUCAACGCCUUCGCCUCAAUCUCCACAGAAUUCACCUGAAAGUGUGGUUGAUUCAGUAUCUUCUUCAAGCAUUCCUCCAGAAAUAAACCGAGCAAGUGACCUUUUUAUGGCAGUCUCUCUUGGUUCUGAAGAAAACAAGACAAAAAUCAGUGAGCUUGCAAAUUCAGCCAUGGAAGAGCUAGUGAGAAAGGCCUUACUAGGAGAACCUCUAUGGCAACGGCAGGCGGUACUAGAUACCGAAAUUGAGAUUCUAAAUGAAGCUGAAUAUAUAAGGGAAUUUCGCGCUUUCGAUGCAAGUCUUCAAGAGAUCAUGAGAAUGAUUGAGGUUGGAGAUCCUCAACGUUUUUCUACCUUAGAUGGAAAUUGUGAUUUUCCUAGCGAAUGUCACCAAAAACCAAACUUAUUGCCGCGAGAAGCUGAACUAGAUGCCCUUCAAAUCGAAGCUUCAAAAGAAAUAGGGUUCGUGAAUAUGAAUGCUACCAGUAUUGUUGAAUGGCUAAUGGAUUUGAAGCAAUGGUCACUAGCAUUCUCUAAAAUUGUCACCAGAGCAACCAUCCUUGGAGUUCUAUCUAGUGGAGUGGCAGCUGGGACAUAUGAUGAAACCCUACAAGUGAUGAGGGCAGAAUUCCAUAUGCCUACACCACUGGUUCCUAUAAGAGAGUGUCAAUUUGCAAGGUAUUGCAAACAGGUAGGGUCUAACACAUGGGGAGUGGUUGAUGUAUCCUUGGAAAAUUUAUUCCCUUAUCCAGUAGUAAGAUUUCGAAGAAGGCCAUCAGGCUGUUUGAUCCAAGAAAUGCCAAAUGGACAUUCCAAGGUGACUUGGGUUGAGCAUGUGGAAGUGGAUAAUAAACAAGUCCAUAGGAUUUUUCACCCACAAGUUCGGUCUGGCUUCGCAUAUAGUGCAAGGCGAUGGGUUACCACCCUAAUCCAACAUUGUGACUGGGUUGCAACUUUAAUGUCCCAAACUGUUCCUGUUCUAGAUGGAGGAUUAGUAAGCCAAAAUGGGAAAGAAAACUUGUUAAGGCUAGCAGAGAGAAUGAUGAGAAGCUUCUGUACAGACCUUAGUGCUUGCAGUAAUAAUUUGUGGAUGCCAUUGCCUGUAAGUGGAGGAGAAGAUGUUAGGGUAAUGACGAAGAGCAUUACACCUGCAACUUCAGAAUGCCCUUCUACAACGAUAGCCUUCACAUCUUCCAUUUGGCUUCCAUUUCCGCCCAGAAGAGUAUAUGAUUUUCUGCGUCAUGAGGAUUCCAGAAACAAGUGGGAUUUGCUUUCCCGUGAGCUCGUAAUUCAAGAACUUACAUACAUCAACAAGGGAGAUAAUCCAGAUAACCGUAUCUCUAUCUUGCAAGCGAAUUCUGAUUCGAGCGAGAUAGAAAUUUUGUACCUGCAAGAGAGCUACAGCGACCCAACUGCAUUCUACAUUGUUUAUGCUCCGAUGGACAUCACCUCCGUGGCUACAAUAUUGAAGGGAGGAAAUACAGAUUACGUGAAUAUUUUGCCAUCAGGAUUUGUGAUACACCCUGAUAGACAAGUAAUGAAUAAUAAUGGAAAGGAAGUUGGAGGAAGUCUUCUUACCCUUGCAUUUCAUAUUCUUGAUGGCUCCUCGAUGGAAGAUAGCCAAUUCAUUCCUCGUGAGUCUGUUGAUACUGUUUACAGAAUUCUCACAGAAACUGCCAUCUUGAUCAAGGCUGCUCUUUUAUCUGAUGAUCCAUAGAAUUAUGUAUUUAUCCAGACAGUAAUAAAGUUUUUAAGCUGCUACAACUCCUGGUAGGGCUUAUUACCUGAUUGUUUUGAUAAUUACCCAAAUGUUAAUGAUGUGAAGGACCUUUGGUUGUACACCUAUUUAUAGGGUUGUUGUGAUGUACACAAUGGGCUACCUCUGUUGAACAUGAGACCUUAUAAAUUUGCAAGUUUUUAC